AUGGACCCCAACAACGGUGAAGCCGGUCAGUACCGGACCUUGUUAAGUGUUGAACCCACUUCCAACACUGACAAGGGAGUGGUUGAGAUGACAGGCCUCCUCUCGAAUCCAGCUGCCAAUGGCGGACAGGAAGAACCAAUACCUCAUGUGAAACGUUCAGAAAGUGCUGAAUUACUCAAUUUUACCCUACAUCAGUGUGCCAGAAAUGGAGAUGUGAGAAGUACACAGAUUCUGAUUGGUCAAAUCAAGUCCUCAGCCAAGAAUAUCUAUAAGAAAAUCAAUGUACGAGAUGAGGACAGAAUCACACCUCUGCAUUAUGCUGCUCGUUACAAUCACAAGGCUGUAGCUAAACUGCUCGUUGACAAUGGGGCAGAUCCUAACAUCAGAGACUCGGAGGACCUGACACCCCUUCACUAUGCUGCACGGUACCGCCGCCAGAGACAGAAGACCACUGACACAGAUGAUGAGGAUGAUGGCCCAGAGAUACCAGACAACUCUGCCCAGGAUGAUAGUACCCAGGCUGAAAACAGUGUUAUCAACUAUCUUGUACAAAAUGGUGCCAACAUCAACAUGCGUGAUAAAUAUGGCCAGACACCUCUUCACUAUGCAGCCAUGCGAGGCAAUGAGUUUGCUGCUAAGGAGCUCAUGUCUUACAAGGAUAUUGAUAUUGAGGCUGUGGACAUGCAGAAGAUGACAGCUCUCCACAUGGCUGCCACCCACAAUCAGGUGGAGAUCACCAAGCUACUGAUUGAUGCUGGGGCACCCCUUCGUUGUCAGGACGAUGAAGACUCCACCCCUCUCCACUGCUGCUGUAGCGAGGGAAAUAUUGAUAUUGUUAAACUUCUUUUCGAAGCAGGAACUCGGCAGGAUGGCUGGGUUACCAUCUCUAAUAUGGUGACUGACAGAGACUGCGACCAGAGCACCUGUCUACAUAUGGCCGUGGAGAAUGGUCACUAUGAUGUGGUCAAACUCUGUCUGGAGAAACGAGCAGAUGUGAACACACCUGCAUCUCACUACAUGAACCCCAUCCAUCUGGCAUCAAAGGCUGGUGACAUUAAGUGUGUUAAACUGUUGGUGGAGCAUCACGCUCGGAUAGACGCCCUCAAUGAUGAACAGGCCACUCCCCUUCACAUUGCAUGUGCUUUCAACCACCUGGAGGUAGUCGAGUACCUAAUAGAGAGAGGGGCCAAUCUGGAGAAGAAAGACAAGGACAACUACACUCCACUGCUCAUGGCUUCAGCUUACGGUCACGCAGACAUCAUCAAACAUUUACUUAGAAAGCGUGUUGACUAUGAGGCUGUGGAAAAGAAUGACAAAACCGCAAUUUUCUUAGCUUCAGAGGAGGACAACUUGGAUGCCCUCAAGGCUCUCCUGGCUGUUGGACGUGUACGAAGACUGGUGAAUGUGGGAGAUAGGUAUGAUAACACGCCACUUCAUAUUGCCGCAGAGAAAGGCUACCUCAGUAUUGUCAAGUGUCUUCUAGAAAACAAGGUGGAUGUUGAUGCCAAGAAUGAAGAGGAACAGACACCCUUACAUUUGGCAGCUAAAGCAGGCAGAACCAAUAUUGUCCGUGAACUGGUUUUGAGAGAUCAUUCUUCUGUGAAUGAUGAAGAUGAGGACUCAAACACAGCACUACACUUGGCAGCAGAGUGUGGCCAUGCUAAAGUAGCUGGUGUACUGUUAGAUAAUGGAGCUGAUGUGGCAGCUAGAAACUGUAAUCUGUGGACACCACUAGACUCGGCAGCUGCCAAAGGUUGGGUGAAGACCUGUAAAGUUUUAUUGGAAGCUGAUGCCCCAAUCAAUCCCAUGGACAAAACCAAGACAACACCUCUACAUCUUGCUGCCCGCUAUGGACAUUCUGGAGUGGUGGAACUGCUGAUUCAGUGGAAGGCCAAUAUCCAGCAAAAUGACUCAAACAGUGACAAUUGCCUUGACUUGGCUAUCGACAACAAUCAUCCGGAUGUGGCUCUAACCAUUAUUAACUCAGAAAUGUGGGAAGAUGCUCUAAGAAAUGAGACUUCAGAGCUUGGUACAGAUGUGAAGAGCACACCAAUGAGAAAACUAAUUAAGAAAAUGCCAGAUGUUGCUGAAGUUGUAUUUAACAAGUGUAUGACUGACAACAAGAAAAGUUUCGAACACCGUGACUAUAAAGUCACAUUUAAUUACGAGUUUCUGGACGAUGUUUACUCGCUGGCGACGUGGCGGGAGACUGGACCGAGUGAAAGUGGUGGAUCAUCUGAUGGGAGUGUAUACAAUGAGGACUUUACCCUGUCCUCCUCAGCCAAACCCUACACAACUGACUCCAGUGAGAUGAAGAAGAACCACCCACUCAUGAUAAUGGUGACAUCCAAGCGAGAAGACCUUCUGGCCCAUCCACUGGUAACUUCCCUUCUCCGACACAAGUGGAACAGCUUUGGUCGUGUAUUCUACUAUAUCAACUUUGCUAUUUAUGCUGUGUUCCUAACCUUCCUGACUGGCUAUAUCCUGGCCAGCAAUGCUCCAUUCACCUACAGUACUACCGGCAAUGUCUCCUGUGAACUUGUGGCUAGCAGCACGACUCCGGUACACCGACAACACAUAUUUGCUAAAAUUGGAAAAUAUGUCAUCAUAGCUUUAGCAGCAUGGAAUCUUCUUCGUGAGUUGCUACAGAUAUACCAGGCCAAACUGCAGUAUCUGGGAUGGGAGAACCUCAUCGAGUGGCUUACCUAUGUGUUCGCGCUCCUGCUUGUUAUCGACUUCCAGGAAUGCCAGAGAGAUACAGGCUUCAGAUAUGACUGGCAGUGGUCCCUGGGAGCCAUCGCAGUAUUUUUAGCCUGGAUUGACCUGGUUCUUUUCCUCCAGAAGUUCCCACGGUUUGGUAUCUACGUUGUCAUGUUCAAGGACAUCCUAAACACCUUCAUCCAAUUCUUCCUCGUCUUCUUUCUCUUCAUCGUUGCCUUUGCCCUUGGCUUCUAUACUGUACUUCAAAACCAGGUACCCUUCAAGACGUUUGGACAGGCUUUAAUGAAGACCUCUGUGAUGAUGAUUGGUGAAUUUGAGUUUGAUUCCAUUUUCAAUGGAAACCAUGCCGAUCACACCGAGAAAGUUUACCAGGAUACAGUGACCUACAUUUUGUUUGUUGUAUUCAUGAUCAUCAUGUCCAUCAUCAUCAUGAACUUACUGGUUGGUUUGGCUGUAGAUGAUAUCAAGGCAGUACAGGAACAGGCUGCACUCAAGAGGAUGGCUAUGCAGGUUGAACUUGCGCUUGACGUGGAGAGAAUUGUUCCGGAAUUCAUACGGGUAAUUGUCACAAAAAAGCAGACA
Messenger RNA from Ylistrum balloti, 3303 nucleotides. RefSeq names its product transient receptor potential cation channel subfamily A member 1 homolog. Gene Ontology annotation, molecular function: monoatomic ion channel activity; protein binding. Gene Ontology annotation, biological process: monoatomic ion transport; transmembrane transport. Gene Ontology annotation, cellular component: membrane. The record is from RefSeq and is a predicted model, not a curated record. Lineage: Eukaryota; Metazoa; Mollusca; Bivalvia; Pectinida; Pectinidae.